AUGGAGAGUUUUCUUAGCCGCCUCGUUAUGGAUGCUGAGGGAGGUAUCUCGCAGCGUAAGACAAUGAAGGAAAUUGCAGUAACUCGUGAUAACAUUACUAGUGACGAUGAAGAACGCCAACGAAUGGGUCUUAUGGAACUUUGUGAUAUGCUGAACAUGUCGACUUCUUUAACUAUAUCUUCUAUACGGCCAAAUGUAUUUGUUCCACCCCUUUUAAAUUGUUUAAAACGGGAGCACAAUAUAGAUUUAAUGCUUUUAGCUGCCCGUGCUUUGACGUAUAUGGUAGAUGCAAUUCCUACUACUGUAUUUGUUUUAGGAACUGAAGGUGGAGUGGAAGUUGUUCUUCAACACCUGCGUGAGGUUAAAGAUAUUGAACUUACAGAACAAUGUUUACUCUGUGUAGAUAAAAUAACGCAAACCCCUCCUGGUGCUUUAAUGACUCUAGAAAAAGGUGGGGUUAAUGCUCUUUUAGUAUUUGUUGACUUUUUCAGUUCAUCAUCGCAACGUAAGGCAUGGGAAAGUGUGGCAGCCAUGUGUCGUCGAGUUGAUUUAUCUACAUUUGAUAAAGUUCAAGAUUCUUUAGGUGAAAUUCGUGCUCGUGUGGAUAAUAAUGAUGCUAAAAUUGCUGAAAAGGCUAUUUCAUCACUUUACAGAAUUAUCACUGGUGUUCGUACUAAACCUGAUCUUGUUGCAGAAGCAUAUGGUGAUGUUUCCCACACACUUAUGAUUAUUCUUACUAGAAAUGAUCUCAGUGAAAAUACAUUUACUACAGCACUUACCCUUAUUGGUACCGCAGUUUCCCACAGUACUGAAGUUACUCGAAGAGCUCUAGAAAGUGGUUUAGUGGAAUGUCUGUUCGCCCUCAUUAGUCGUUCUUCAGAAGAGCAGUUAAGUCAAACUUUACGAUCUCCAGGAGCAAGUCCUAUGCUUCGAGCAAGAAGUCCUUUUGGGACUUCCUUUCCUAGUGAUUCUUUUACACGGACUACUUUACCACCUGCAUUAUCAGGAGCAGGAGCAGGAGCAGCGUCUAUUCCUAAAGAUAAGCGACUAACGAUGGAACAAACUAGAACCGUAUGUGUUGCACUUGCUGGAUUGUUACCUAGGAUUAUGGAUAGUUACCUUGCGCAUGGAAAUGUUCUCACUGAAUUACUCUCUGAGCGUUCUCGUAGUUCAAAACGUCAAAGGUUUUUUAGACUUAAUGCUAUAGGCGGAGAAGAAGGUCCUGGGGAUAUUGAAGUUGAGGAAGAUGAAGAAACGAUGACUCUUGAGGAUAUUCGGAGUCGUAUCUUUGAAGAAGGUCCACCUAUUGUAAAGAACCCACGGUAUGCAACGUGUCGCCUUUCACAUAUUUGUGAUGGUUGCAGAAAAUCUUGUUUACCUGGUGACUGGUUUCGUUGUAAUAUUUGCCCAGAUUUUGAUUUCUGUGCUCAAUGUCUAUUGAUAAACUGGGAAGAACACGGAGAUAAUUCAACACCGCAUACAUUUUGUGAUAUGCAAGAAGUUCUGCCCUUAUCAUCAAAUAGAGGUGGUCCUUCUGGUACUGGCGCAUCUAACCCAACUACUACUACUACUGCUACUAAUACAAAUACUUCAUCUGCUACUACUACGGGUGCUGCUACUACUACAGCUACUAAUACUACUACAGCUACUAAUACUACGAAUACAACGGAUACGAAAAAAGGUGAUACUAAUUAUGAUAUUCUUAAUGAUCUUCGUCAGGAAAUGUACAAAAACAAUCCUCAAUUGUUGGAUAUUAUUGUAACCGGACUUCCAAAGAUGGUUACAUUAUUCAAUGAAUCAGAAACUCAUAUUGUGCGUAAUCAUACAUUGGCUUUUAUUGAUAGGGCUGUAUUUUUGGCAACACCAAAGCAAUUACAAGAAAGUGGUUUGGAUGAAGCUGCUGUGUGUCAGAUGAUUGUGGCUGCAGUAACAGACCCUAGUCUCAUUCUAAAUGUUCAAGCAAUGCCACUUUGUCGUAAACUCCUUGAAAAAGUACCAGAUGUGUAUAAAUCUGCAUUUGUUCGUGAAGGUGUUGCAAAUGCUUUGUUAAAAGCACAGCAACAAAAUUUACCAAAAACAUCUACUAGUGAAACAUCUUCUGAGGAAAAGAAACCUCUUAUAGAAAGACUUCAUACAGUUGCAGAUUGGCGAGAACUUGUGGUUUCAGAAGCUAAAAGUCUUCUUGGAAUGUUCCCUUCCGUAAAUGAUGCUACUCGUGUUGUGCGACUAACAGAAGUUGUUCGGCUUAUGCAAGAAGGUAAACUUCAUGAAGCCUUUGAGACACUGCGACUGGCUAUUAUGGAUGAUACCACGGCGUAUGAACUGGCAUCAAGUAAAGUCUUGCACGAACUACGAGAAACACUCUCUCGUGUAAAUGAUAUCAGAGUGGUUAUGGAUUUGAUAAACAUAUUAUCAAAAGAUGUACAAAAUGCCCCAUCUGCUCUUACUCGUUUUGUACGUCACUUACAAACUGUUAUGUCUCAAUUGGAUCAGUUCUCUCCUCCUAACUUUGGUGAUGUAAGCAGCAUUCAUGCACAAAUCCCUGUACGACUUCUUCCUCAUCCCGCAGAGUCAUCACGGCAAAAGACUACUCCAACAAGUAAAGGAGGUGUGUUUAAACGUCUCACCACAACUUCAUCUUCCAGUUCAAGAGAUACAAGUUUUAGACGUCCUGCACGUGUGACAUCCACACGAACUGGUUCCAUCACAAGUACGUCAGCUACUCAAGGUAAUACCUCAUCUUCUGCAUCGAAAGACUCUGUUGAAGCUCAUGAGGUCACCGUAUGUAUUGAACCUUUAACCAAUAUGGAAGCAUUAAUGUCAUUUGUAUCUCUUAAUAUACUUGGUGGAAAUUCAGAUGAUACUGGAAGUCGACGUAGGAUGGAUGAUGAAGAAAGAGUAGAGGAAGUAUUACCAGAAUUGGGUAAAGAUGAUAAUAGUACAAGUAAUAAUUCAAAAACAAAGAAAACAACGAAAGAAAAACAAAUACGACCAGUGUAUAUUCGUUAUGGAAAUCAUGUUUUACCACCAUCUAUAACUAUUUUACAAGUUAUAGAAAAAUAUCACAAUACAGAGUCAUUAUCUGCCUCAUCUAAUAAAAAGAAUUCUCAUGGUGGAAGUCGUGGUUUAUCUGAACGUUUUCUUGCUAUGAGAGAAGGGUUUGAACAUGAAGGAUCAUGGGAUAUGAUUAAACUUUAUUACAGUACUGUACCAUUUGGUCCAGAGUACUCUACUGUAUCAACAGAGGUUAAUAUUCCUCGUGGUACCCCUGCAGAUCCUCUUAUUGUUCGAAAACCAUCUGAGAGUGUACUUCCACCUGCUGUAGUUGAAGUGAUGCAAUCUUUAAAUAGAGAAUUUCUCUUCAGUGAUCGCUUCUUAACAGUUGCACAGAAGGAUGUAUUAACUUUAUUAGGUACUUUUUAUGAAGUGAUUAAAAAUUGGUCAGAUCUACUAAUUUAUAUAGGAAUGUCUGAAGAAAAGAAUCUGACCGAGGAUAAUGGGUUUCCUUCAACUUCACUUGCUGAUUUUAUUCACCGUAAGCUUAAUAAUAAAGCUAUGCGACAUUGUUCUAAUCUACUUCUUGCUGGUCAACACCUCAGUUUAUGGGCAGUUAAUCUUGCCUUGGAUUGUAAUUUUUUGUUUGCUCCGAUAACACGUAAAUAUCUUUUUGAGGUGAGUUUCUGUGGUACUAUUCGAUCUCUUGUACAAAUGCAGGAAAAUAUGGAAAAACAUGGUACACAAGGUUCUUCAGGUUCAGAUUUUCCAAUUACAAGAGUAUAUAAUCUUCAACGUGAGAAAAAACGUGUUUGGCGUGAUAAGGCUUUGGCAUGUGCGAUGCAAAUAAUGGGAAAAGGUCGUAUAAGUGGUUCUUCUGUACUUGAAUUUGAAUAUUAUAAUGAAAAUGGUAGUGGAAGUGGACCCACGAUGGAGUUUUAUUCUCUUGUCUCGGAUGAAUUGCGAGAAAUGAAACUUCAUCUAUGGAGACGAACAGAUGAAACACCUGAUGAGAAGUAUUAUCAACCCCGUAAUGGUUUAUAUCCACGUCCUUUACCUCCAAACUCUCCUGAACUGGAUCGUAUUGAACCCUAUUUUAUGCUACUGGGUCGACUCCUUGCACGUGCUUUACUGGAUAAACGAAUUAUUUCUCUUCCACUUUCACCUGUGCUUUUAAAAAUGCUUCGUGGAGAUGAAUGUGGAGUUUAUGAUUUGAUAGAUAUUAGUGAAUCUCUUGGUGCAUCCAUUGUAGCCCUUUCUCUUGCGGCUCAAAAGAAUAGUAAAAAAAUAAAGAUGCCAGGAUCAUCUACUUAUUGUGCUGUAGAAGAUUUAGGACUUGAUUUUACACUUCCUGGUGAUGAACCGAUUGAACUUAAACCAGAUGGAGAAAAUAUACCAGUAACCUCAAAAAAUAUUCUUGAAUAUUGUGAUGCUGUUACUUUAUUUCUUUUACAAACAGGAGUUGAACGUGUUGUUAAAGCAUUCCGUAGUGGUUUUCAUGACUAUAUUCCACUCUACGCGCUACGUAUGUUAAGUGUGGAAGAACUGCAUGAAGCUAUUCACGGUCACGCAUCCCUCGUGACUGUGGAAGAACUGGAAGCAAAUUGUUUGGCUGAUCAUGGCUAUACUUUAACUUCUCGUCAUGUGCGUUUGCUAUUUGAGAUUAUUGCUUCUUUUAAUGCAGAAGAACAAGAACGCUUUUUUCUUUUCCUAACAGGUUCUGCACAUCUCCCUGUGGGUGGUCUUGCUAGUCUACGUCCAAAGUUUACAAUUGUGCGUAAAACCUCAUCAGAUCCUCGAGUACGUGAGCAAGAUCAACUCCCAUCGGCAAUGACGUGUCAGAAUUAUUUGAAACUCCCAGCAUACGACAGUAAAGAACAGAUGGAACAAAAAUUGCGACAGGCAAUUGAUGAGGGAUGUGGGGCCUUCCUUCUCACAUAA
This is a messenger RNA of Trypanosoma theileri, 4935 nucleotides long. Its product is annotated as E3 ubiquitin-protein ligase TRIP12. The record is from RefSeq and is a predicted model, not a curated record. Bases 1 to 4935 code for a protein of 1644 amino acids. Lineage: Eukaryota; Euglenozoa; Kinetoplastea; Trypanosomatida; Trypanosomatidae. Gene Ontology annotation, biological process: proteasome-mediated ubiquitin-dependent protein catabolic process; protein polyubiquitination. Gene Ontology annotation, molecular function: zinc ion binding; ubiquitin protein ligase activity. The transcript has a single exon.